AUAGCAACCAUUGCUCACCUACUAUCCAUUCCAAAUAUUAUAUUGAUGGGAGAUUUGAAUGCUCACUAUUCGCUUUGGUAUUCGAACAUAGAAAAUCAGCGAGGUGAAGCACUGGCAGAUGAGAUCGACAUCUCAGACUGCGGAACGUUAAAUCAAGAUACUCCGACUCGUCUACCUAACAACGGUCAACCGACCUCACCG
This is a messenger RNA of Helobdella robusta, 201 nucleotides long. RefSeq lists its product as hypothetical. The record is from RefSeq and is a predicted model, not a curated record. Lineage: Eukaryota; Metazoa; Annelida; Clitellata; Rhynchobdellida; Glossiphoniidae. Gene Ontology annotation, molecular function: catalytic activity. The annotation marks the transcript as partial. The transcript has a single exon.